AUGUCAAACAGAGUUAACACCGCGAACCGCCGGGCCAUGCUGGCAGCCAAUCAAGCAUAUGCUGCCACGCUUCCAGCGGCGCAAAGGCAGCUCCCGCUGGCCCCCUCGAAAAAGUAUCUCAUCGUUACGUGCAUGGACGCCCGCAUCGAUCCUGCGAAAGCCUUCGGGAUCAAUCUUGGUGACGCCCAUGUCAUUCGCAAUGCUGGGGGCAGUGCGAAGGCUGCUCUUCGUGACAUCAUCAUUUCUACGCAUUUCUUGGGCGUGGAAGAGGUGUUCAUCAUCAAGCACAAAGAUUGCGGCAUGAAGCUCCUGAACUCGACCGGCAAGCCGGUCAUUCAACAGUUGUAUCCCGAUCAUAUCGUAUGCCCGGGUGCCUCCUCGAUCGUGGACAUGCCAUUCCACGAAUUUGCGUGUCCGUACGCUGCCGUCCGCGCAGACUGGUGGUUUGUGCAAAACCACCCGGCGAUCCGCGCAAAUGAUGCCUCGAAGCCAGAAAGGAAAAUCAUUAUACACGGCUUUGUCUACGACCCAGCUACUGGAACGCUUGAUGACGUGGAGCCUCAAGUCGACCCGUCACAGAAUCCGAUUCCUGGGUCGCAGCCGAACCCUCCACCAGCUGAGGCUGCCAGCGGGCCCGCGUGUGACAACAACAACACCACCAUCUCUUCCGCCACAGACUACGACACCGCCCCCUCCUCCUUCAAAGACACCUCGAACAAGGCGGCGGCGGGAAUCGCAACCACUACCUGA
Molecule: messenger RNA, 750 nt
Organism: Diaporthe amygdali
Lineage: Eukaryota; Fungi; Ascomycota; Sordariomycetes; Diaporthales; Diaporthaceae
Product: carbonic anhydrase
Exons: 3
Coding region: 1-750 (249 amino acids)
Molecular function (GO): carbonate dehydratase activity; zinc ion binding
Source: RefSeq, a predicted model, not a curated record